Messenger RNA from Malus domestica (apple), 884 nucleotides. RefSeq lists its product as uncharacterized. NCBI's taxonomy places the organism in Eukaryota, Viridiplantae, Streptophyta, Magnoliopsida, Rosales, Rosaceae. The record is from RefSeq and is a predicted model, not a curated record.
AAUAAAAUCACAUACCGUACGUGGAGGGUGUGUGUAGAGGAGAAGGAGAGGAGUGAGGUGGCGGGGGGCGGUGUGGAGAUGGCGGAGACGACGUCGUUUCUGAGGAACAGGUACUGGGUGCUGAGGCACGGGAAGAGCAUUCCGAAUGAGAGAGGCAUCAUUGUUUCUUCCAUGGAAAAUGGUACCCGCCCAGAAUAUCAAUUGGCGCCAGAAGGCGUAAGUCAGGCACAAUCAGCUGGACAAUCAUUCCAAAAGGUGCUUGAGGAAAACAACGUCCCACUUGAUAAUGUUCGGAUUUGCUACUCUCCGUUUUCGAGAACAAGUCAGACUGCUCAAGUUGUUGCAUCUGUCUUGAACAUUCCAUUUGAGGGGGCUCAAUGCAAGGUGAUGGAAAAUCUUCGCGAACGCUUCUUUGGUCCUUCGUAUGAGCUUUUGUCACAUGAUAAAUAUCACGAUAUAUGGGCUCUUGACCAGAAAGAUCCACUCAUGAGGCCGGCAGAGGGAGGAGAGAGUGUCGAUGAUGUUGCGUGCAGACUUGCAGAAGCAAUGGAAACUAUGGAGUCACAAUUUCAAGGGUGCAUGAUCUUAGUUGUUAGUCACGGCGAUACCCUACAAAUCUUGCAGACGAUACUCAAUGCUGCCAAGCUAAACGCGGGAUCCAGUUACACUGACCUGUCAUCAAGAAUUCAAGCAGUUCGAACCCCUCCCAUCUUAUCACAGCACCGGAAGUUUUCCCUGCUUACUGCAGAGCUCCGGGCAGUGAUAUAAGUAUUAUCUGCGAGGAAACUUUCAUCUUUUGUUUGUACUUUGUCAAAAACUAAGAUUAUGGAUGGUAAGUAAAGUAUAUGCACAACUCAGCACGGAGGCUUUGCUUUGAUUGACCA